GGGGCAGUCUGUCGUGAAGAAAUCGUCUGCACCAGUGUCCUUUUGUUAUUGGGGAAAUAUAAGCGGACUUUCGAAGCAAAUUGAUAGGUGAAAAUGCUUCGUUCUGCGGCCAGAUUCGGUGUACUUGCCGUGAGGCAAGGGGUCCUCUGCCAACGCGUGGCGCCGGCCAUCGGUGCUCGAUCCUUUUCUGCGGCAGUGGAAGAAACCGAUGCUGAAAUCGAUGCUCACUUCGAAGCGUACUUCAAGCGUGCGGAUCUCGAUCCAUGGCUCCUCCGCAAGGGUCUCUACGACAUUCACAGGAGAGACAUGAUCCCCAACCCUGAAAUUUGCAAGACCAUUCUCAAAGCUUGCCGCAAACUCGACGACUACGCCCUGACCACACGGUUCCUCGAGGCUCUGAAAUUCAAAUGCCGCGGCGAACCUGCCCUCCUAGCCUUCAUCCUGAAGGAGAUCAAACCGACGAUGGACGAGCUCGGAGUCAGCACACUCGAGGAGAUGGGUUAUGACAAACCGGAGCUCUGGCUCGAGUACCCCGACGAUAGGCUCUGAGCUUGUUUGAAAUGAACCAGAAGAAGCAUGUGUUAUAUAGUAGAAAGCGAAGGGUGAAUAAAGUCGAAUUAAUCUCGAGGUCCUGAAACC
This is a messenger RNA of Galendromus occidentalis (western predatory mite), 639 nucleotides long. It is a transcript of the gene COX5A, whose product is annotated as Cytochrome c oxidase subunit 5A. The coding region runs from base 94 to 549 and encodes 151 amino acids. Gene Ontology annotation, cellular component: respiratory chain complex IV; mitochondrial inner membrane. Gene Ontology annotation, biological process: mitochondrial electron transport, cytochrome c to oxygen. The record is from RefSeq and is a predicted model, not a curated record. Lineage: Eukaryota; Metazoa; Arthropoda; Arachnida; Mesostigmata; Phytoseiidae. The transcript has 2 exons.